AUGGGGACAGCAGUAAGAGAUGGCUCUAGGGUCCAGGUCUGGGUGGCCUAUCUGCUCCUGGCCUCCCUUACUGUGGCCACUGAGACUGAUGUCACUCAGCCUGAAGUGGACACCACCCAGGGUCGCCUGCGAGGGCUGCAGGUGAGCGUGAAAGGCACAGAUCACCGCGUGAAUGUCUUUCUAGGCAUCCCAUUUGCCCAGGCACCAUUGGGGCCGAACCGGUUCUCAGCCCCGCUCCCAGCACAGGCCUGGGAGGGUGUGCGGGAUGCCAGCAUGCCUCCCCCAAUGUGCCUGCAGGAAGUGGAGAGAAUGGACAACUUCAGGUUUGUGCUGAACGGAAAGCAUCAGGUCUUCUCGAUUUCAGAGGACUGUCUGGUCCUCAACAUCUAUAGCCCAGCUGGGGCCACCACAGGGGCUAGGAGGCCGGUCAUGGUGUGGAUUCAUGGGGGCUCGAUGGUAGUUGGUGCCGCCACCUCCUUUGACGGGUCAGCCCUGGCUGCAUUUGGGGAUGUGGUAGUGGUCACAAUCCAGUACCGCCUUGGGAUGCUUGGCUUCCUCAGCACCGAGGACAGGCAUGCACCAGGCAACUGGGCCUACCUAGAUGUGGUGGCAGCUCUUCACUGGGUGCAGGGAAACAUCACCCCCUUUGGGGGCGACCCCAACUGUGUCACCAUCUUUGGGUCGUCUUCAGGUGCCAUGAUUGUUUCUGCUCUGGUCCUGUCCCCGCUGGCUGCAGGGCUGUUUCACAGAGCCAUAGCACAGAGCGGAGUCAUUAACAUCCCAAGGAUACAGAAGUCUGACCCACUGUCCUUGGCUCAGAACAUUGCAGACUCCUUGGACUGCCCCUUCAACUCUGUGGCUGAGAUGUUGCAGUGCCUUCGGCAGAAGAGAGGUGAAGACAUAAUCUUUACCAAGAAGUCCCACCAGAAAACGUAUGUCAUGCACCACACCAUUGAUGGUACCUUCUUUCCCAAGAAACCCAUGGAGCUCCUGAAGGAGAGGCAGUUCCACCCUGUGCCCUUCCUUCUGGGUGUCAAUAAUCACGAAUUUAGUUGGCUCAUCCCCAAGGGCUGGGGUUUCCUGGAUGAGACUGAGCAGAUGAACCAGGAGGGCCUUCAGGCUCUACUGAGGACCAUAAUGACUGAGAUGGACAUCCCCCCCGAGUUGAUGCUUACCCUCAUAGAUGAAUACCAAACUAACAGCAUGGAUCUGCGGACCAAAGACCAUGGGCUUCUGAACUUGCUGAGUGAUAUUUUAAUCAUCUUUCCUACCUUGAACUUCUCAAGAGACCUCCUAGAUGCUGGAAGCCCUGUCUUUUUCUAUGAGUUCCAGCAUCGCCCUAGUUGUUUUGCGAAAAUCAAGCCAGACUGGGUGAAAGCUGACCAUGGAGCUGAGUUGGCCUUCAUGUUUGGGGGCCCCUUCCUCAUGGACGAGAGCUCCCUCCUGGCCUUUCCAGAGGCCACGGAGGAGGAGAAGCGGCUGAGUCUCACCAUGAUGGCCCAGUGGACACAUUUUGCCCGGACAGGGGACCCCAAUGGUGAGGGGCUGCCUUUUUGGCCCCCCUUUAACCAAUCGAAGGAAUACCUGCAGAUCAGCCUGGUGCCACGUGUUGGCCAGAAGAUCCUGGAAGCCCAGAUGAAGUUCUGGACAGAGACACUCCCCAUCAAGAUCCAACAGUGGCAGCAGAAGCAGAAGGGAAAGAAGGCCCAGGAAGAGCUCUGA
Messenger RNA from Orycteropus afer afer, 1722 nucleotides. Its product is annotated as carboxylesterase 3. Bases 1 to 1722 code for a protein of 573 amino acids. NCBI's taxonomy places the organism in Eukaryota, Metazoa, Chordata, Mammalia, Tubulidentata, Orycteropodidae. The transcript has 13 exons. The record is from RefSeq and is a predicted model, not a curated record.